GGUUACAUGGGCUAGUGGAGGCCCAUACAAGAAAACAGCAAUUACGACGGUCCAGCACGAGCUGGACACGGAAGCGGAAGCCCAGCAGGAAUCGGUGGAAUCGAUCACAAAACAGAAGAAGCAAUCGAGGUCUCUUGUCCCCAAUCGCCACCGGAAUUUCUAGACGCGUCCAAAAUCCUCCCGGCGGCUGGGCUUCUCGCCGUCCGUCGCCGCCGGGCGACGCGUGCACGGCCGCUGUCGCCGAGGCUCUCCUCUCCUCUCCAGAAAUCGUUUUCCUUCGCGGCUGGGCGAUGGAUUUGGGGACGGAGAAUCGCCUUGCGGCGUUGCUCCUCGAGGAGGCCCGGAGGCUGCGGAUGCAGGUGGAGAAGGAAGGGGUGCACGCCUAUCUGCAGAAACCUAAUGUGAGGCACCGCCCCAACUCGCGGUUCCUUGCCGCCACCGUUCUUGGCGUUCAUCAAGCAAAUCGAGUUGUGGAAGUUAAUGAGAUGUGGCGUGCCAGGGAGAAGGAGCUGGAGCUGGAAUUGAAGAUGAAAACCAGAACCAAUGGUCGAAUUGACUCGAGAUCCCAGAAACGGAAGAACGACUCAAGAGACCAGAGCCCUGUUUCUAAGACCCAGCGAGACAGACCGUAUGGCGCAUCAUUUUCGUCAAGGGAUUCACAAGGCAGUUCUUAUUCGGACCGGGGGGAUGGGCUAGGCGAUGAUGAAAUCGAAGAGUUUCUUCGAUCAAGUUUCUUUGUUAGGGUGAAGCGCGGGCGAGGAGCCAUUGGUUCUAGAAUGGAUGAGCCUGGCCCAUACCUCAAGCCUCCAUCCGGCGUGAAAGAUGAUUCAGUAAGUCCGGAUGCACGAGUGAAAGAAGAACGGAAGCACCGAGUUUAUGGUCCAGAGAAGCCACUAUUUUUUAGAUCUAAAUACUCAGACGAGGAGCCAUCCACCUCGAAGCACAAGCACAUAAAAGAAGAAAAGAACAAUAGUAGCAACCGAGAGAGAAAGGAGGAGAACAGGAGGUCCAAACAUCACCACCGUGAACAUAAAAGCCGAAGUAGGGAGUGAUGGCUGAUGAUUAAUCGGAAUGUGGAGAAAAGUUUCACCCUUUGCCGCUAAGUAGUGACCUGUUGAAAUUAUUGUAUCAAAUAAAACAUGUCUCUUUUGAAGUGAAUAGAAGGUCUUUUCUCUCAU
This is a messenger RNA of Triticum dicoccoides, 1178 nucleotides long. RefSeq lists its product as uncharacterized. The record is from RefSeq and is a predicted model, not a curated record. Bases 291 to 1052 code for a protein of 253 amino acids. The transcript has 3 exons. NCBI's taxonomy places the organism in Eukaryota, Viridiplantae, Streptophyta, Magnoliopsida, Poales, Poaceae.